Messenger RNA from Leptonychotes weddellii (Weddell seal), 1179 nucleotides. RefSeq names its product pleckstrin homology like domain family A member 3 (gene PHLDA3). Gene Ontology annotation, molecular function: phosphatidylinositol phosphate binding. Gene Ontology annotation, biological process: negative regulation of phosphatidylinositol 3-kinase/protein kinase B signal transduction; intrinsic apoptotic signaling pathway in response to DNA damage by p53 class mediator; positive regulation of apoptotic process. The record is from RefSeq and is a predicted model, not a curated record. Gene Ontology annotation, cellular component: plasma membrane. Lineage: Eukaryota; Metazoa; Chordata; Mammalia; Carnivora; Phocidae.
GCGGGGAAGGGCGCCGCGCCCACCGCAGCCUACAGCCUGCCCGGGACCUCGGGGCGCCCAUGACGGCGGCGGCGACGGUGCUCAAGGAGGGCGUGCUGGAGAAGCGCAGCGGCGGGCUGCUGCAGCUGUGGAAGCGGAAGCGCUGUGUGCUCACCGAGCGCGGGCUGCAGCUCUUCGAGGCCAAGGGCACGGGCGGCCGGCCCAAGGAGCUCAGCUUCGCCCGCAUCAAGGCCGUGGAAUGCGUGGAGAGCACCGGGCGCCACAUCUACUUCACGCUGGUGACCGAGGGCGGCGGCGAGAUCGACUUCCGCUGCCCCCUCGAGGAUCCUGGCUGGAACGCCCAGAUCACCCUGGGCCUGGUCAAGUUCAAGAACCAGCAGGCCAUCCAGACAGUGCGGGCCAGGCAGAGCCUCGGGGCUGGGACCCUCGUGUCCUAAACCCCCCCGGCUUACCAUCUUACCUUCAUGCUGCGCACCCUCCCCACCACGUGGGUCCCAGAUGUCAGGUCAGCUCUCCUGCCCCUUUUGGCUCACGGGGCAUGACUCUGCUCCCUGCGUCCAGGCAGAAGCCGUGGUCCUGUGGCGGAGGCGUUGGAGCUGAAGGAAUGGACAGGGCCCAGGGCGGAGGGCAGAAGGCCACGUGGGGCUGAGGAUGAAGAUUCAGCCUCUGGACACUCUGAGACUCUCAGGACAUUCCCAGCUCAGGGCUUUGUAGCCACAGGCCUGACUUGUAUCUCACGAUGGAGCGCGGGCAUCAAAGCAUCCUCUCCCCAGCGGCCCUGUCAUCCGUCCUGCAGACUGCUGGUAGUCCCCAGCUUGGUGUCAUGCCUGGAGGAGGACAUUUCCCCGUGGGGUGCCCAGCCAGCGCCUCAGGACUCGGGAGGCCAGCCUGGUACCCAGAGGGGGAACCACCCUGGCAUCACCUCUGGACUCACCUGGGUGGGAGGGAGCUGACCAGCCCUGAGGCCCACGCGUGGGGGUCUCCUGCUGCUUAGGUCCUUCUGGGACCCCCACCCAUCCAGGCCUUCUCUUUGCACACUUCUUCCCCCACCUCCUGCCCAUCUUCCCCCCACUGUGGUGCUAGGCCUGGAGGUGGUGGGGGUGGGGUGGGGGUUUGACCAUUACCAUUUCAUGCCUAUCCCAAAAUGAAGAUGCCCUACAAAGGGCAGUGACCACACUG